Paramecium tetraurelia is the source of this 885-nucleotide messenger RNA. RefSeq lists its product as uncharacterized. The annotation marks the transcript as partial. The transcript has a single exon. Gene Ontology annotation, molecular function: zinc ion binding. Gene Ontology annotation, biological process: centrosome duplication. The record is from RefSeq and is a predicted model, not a curated record. NCBI's taxonomy places the organism in Eukaryota, Ciliophora, Oligohymenophorea, Peniculida, Parameciidae.
AUGCUGAGAAGAUUAACUCAAGGUAUCAAACAGAUAGACAGAUUUGGUGUUAUAUUUCGACCAUCUGUUAUAGAUCUUAAUCCUGAGUACAAAUCAAUAUUCGGGGGAAUUGCUACUUUAUUCUUGUAUGGAUCAUGUCUGGCUUAUUUCUGUUAUUAAAUCAUUCAGUGGUAAAACAAUACUCUAUUACCAAAAAUAACAAGUAUUUAAACUUCAUAAGCUGAAAAAUAUUUCUACAUGGAGAAUUUCAUUUCUUCAUUUUAUAUGAGAAAAAAUUAUAGAAAUGAUGAAAUAGAUCCAUUUGAUCCAUAGAAUAUCAUAUUAUAACCAAUCCUUUCGAAAUUUUCCAAUCAAUAAUUAGUUGAGUCGAAAUCAUUUCAAUUUAAUUCAAAAUCUAGUCGAUACAAUAAUUCAGAAAUAAUCCUUGAGAAUUUAGAAUUAAAUUUGAAUUUAGAGAAUACAAAUGAUAACCCCUAAAUUGAUUACAUAUUAUCCUUUGGCACGUGCAUUGAUUUAUUUCUAUUAGAAGGGCAAAAGUGUGCAAAUUAAUCAAUGGUGGAUAUUUAUAUGAAAUAAUAAGGACAUGCAAUGCUCAUGAAUAAUUAUGUUAAAGAGUAUAAUCCAAAAAGUAUGUAAGUUGAAAAUGUGAAAAAGUAAUCAUUAACAAUGCUGAAUAAUGAUACAACCAUGUAUUUUCAGAAUCAAAUAAGAAUAUCCAAGACAACUAUUGAUUAAGGAUUCUUAUUUCCUUCUGAAAUUAUAAAAGAAUUCCCAGUUGACAUGGUCUUAAUAUCAUAAUCGAUAGACACAUAGAGUUUUUCAACAAUAUUCCAUAGAGCCACAUAUUUAGUUUUAGCUUAUAGUUUGAAUGAAAUAUUCUUAAGA